AAGCCAGAAAACGUUUCGUGCGAAAAAGGGCUCUCCUUCGGGAAGCAAGGGGUUGCAACUAAAGAGGCACAUUGAUGCGACGUUGGGUAGCGGCAACUUGAGGGAAGCCGUGAAGCUUCCACCUGGAGAAGAUCUUAACGAGUGGUUGGCCGUUAACACUGUCGACUUUUUCAAUCAAGCAAACAUACUCUAUGCGACAAUCACAGAAUUCUGCACGCCGGCUACUUGUCCAAAAAUGUCUGCCGGAUCGAAGUAUGAGUACAGAUGGGCUGAUGGAGUCACCAUAAAGAAACCAAUAGUUGUUUCUGCUCCAAAAUAUGUUGAAUACUUAAUGAACUGGAUUGAGGCUCAGCUCGAUAAUGAGACCAUUUUCCCACAGAAGUUGGGAGUACCUUUUCCACCAAACUUUCAAGAUGUGGUGAAAACCAUUCUGAGGCGUUUGUUUCGAGUGUAUGCGCACAUUUACCACUCCCAUUUCCAGAAGGUCUUGAGCCUCAAAGAAGAGCCUCAUCUCAACACUUGCUUCAAGCAUUUCGUUCUCUUCACUUGGGAAUUUGGGUUGAUCGACAAGGCUGAACUUGCAGCUCUGCAGGAAAUCGUUGAGCCUAUCGUGCAAGGGUAG
Messenger RNA from Striga hermonthica, 622 nucleotides. The record is from the annotation of a GenBank genome assembly. NCBI's taxonomy places the organism in Eukaryota, Viridiplantae, Streptophyta, Magnoliopsida, Lamiales, Orobanchaceae.